Molecule: messenger RNA, 1568 nt
Organism: Macrosteles quadrilineatus (aster leafhopper)
Lineage: Eukaryota; Metazoa; Arthropoda; Insecta; Hemiptera; Cicadellidae
Product: short/branched chain specific acyl-CoA dehydrogenase, mitochondrial
Exons: 9
Coding region: 76-1350 (424 amino acids)
Cellular component (GO): mitochondrion
Molecular function (GO): flavin adenine dinucleotide binding; acyl-CoA dehydrogenase activity
Source: RefSeq, a predicted model, not a curated record
CUAUGUUUGCUGCUAGCUCAGUUCAGUUUUAGCAAAACAAUCAAGCUGUAAAGUAAGUCAAGUCCAGCAGAAGAAAUGAGCUUUGGGAUGAGUUUAAGGCUUUUAAGUAAAAAGGUAUGCAAGGAGCUGAGAUCAGUUGGGAGGUCCGAGGUUCGAGCCCUCAGCUACUCUACCCCUCGCCACUGUGAGACGGGGCUCCCUCCCCCCCUCACACAGUUCACAGAUGAGGAGGUUAUGAUGAAAGAAUCAGUUGCCAAACUAGCAAAUGAAGUGAUUGCUCCUCUCGUCAAAAAGAUGGAUGAUGAUCAUAAAUUUGAUCCGAAAGUAGUGGAAGCUCUAUUUGAAAAUGGGUUGAUGGGGCUUGAAGUUCCGACGGAAUAUGAGGGUACAGGAACUGGUUUUCUUGCAUCAAUGCUUGUGGUUGAAGAACUGGCAAAAGUAGAUCCUUCAGUCAGUGCUUUAGUUGACAUCCACAAUACAUUAGUAAAUGCACUGAUUAUUAAAGUUGGAUCUGAGGAGCAGAAGAAGAAGUAUUUACCCUUAUUGUCAAGGAAAUAUCCUGGCAGUUUCUGUCUCUCCGAGCCAACCUCUGGGUCAGAUGCAUUUGCAUUAAAAACUGUUGCCAAAAAAGAUGGAAGCGAUUACCUUAUUACUGGAUCAAAAAUGUGGAUAUCAAACUCUGAUCUCGCUGGAGUUUUUCUUGUGUUUGCUAACGCCAAUCCUGCUGUAGGAUACAAGGGGAUUACAUGUUUUGCUGUGGAGAGGGAUGCACCUGGUUUUGAAGUUGGAAAGAAAGAAAUGAAACUUGGUAUCAGAGCUUCAGGAACAUGUACCCUCCACUUUGAUAGCGUCAGGGUGCCUGAAAGUGCUAUAGUAGGAGAGUAUGGACACGGUUACAAAUAUGCUGCUGGAUUCUUAAAUGAAGGAAGAAUAGGAAUUGGAGCUCAAAUGAUUGGAACGGCCCAGGGGGCUCUGAAUCACACUAUUCCUUACACUUUGGAAAGAAAACAAUUUGGACAGGAUAUAUUUUCCUUUCAGUCGAUGCAGCAUCAGAUAGCCCAGGUGGUUACUCAGUUGGAGGCAGCUCGCUUGAUGGUCUACAACGCUGCUCGUCUAAGAGAGGCCGGACUGCCCUUCCUCAAGGAGGCUGCCAUGGCCAAGUAUUACGCUUCAGAGGUAGCCCAGCUGGUCACAAUCAAGUGCAUUGAUUGGAUGGGAGGUGUUGGCUUCACCCAAGAUUACCCGCAAGAGAAGUUCUAUAGAGAUGUCAAAAUUGGAGCCAUUUACGAGGGAACUACAAACAUGCAGUUGAGCACAAUUGCCAAAGCAAUUAGAAAAGAAUACAGUUGAUAAAAUCUCAAAAUGUUUUCCAUAUACAGGGUGUCACAAAAAAGUGUGAUGGGCUAUACAGGACCUAAUUCUACACGCAAAAAUAAGUCAAAAAUGAAGAAUAAUAUUUAUUGGAUUUCGGCUUAGUUUAGCCGUAAUCCGCCAUUUUGUUUUUUGGGGAAAAUAUUUAUUAUUUCAAAAUCCCUUUGAGAUAUUUUUACGAAACUUGGCAAAAUUUU